CAAGAUGUCCUACAUGACUGGCGUAAUGGAUGUAAUGAUGUAAUCGUGUCAUUGCAUUUUUGUCAAUGCAUCGGUAAAAUAAAUAAAAUUUUUGAUGCCUAAAAUAUUAUAUGUAUCUGGUGAAAUAUUGAUACUGUGAAAAAUAUGCAGCAUGAUGACAAGGACACGGACAAGGAAAAGACGUGCGAAGUGCUAGUUAACCCUCAACAAUCGUCACCCUCAUGCCCGGGAUCACUCCCAAUGCAUGGCAUAGGGCUAAACAGGCAUCUUGGUUUGGGGACAUGGAAUGUUGUUGGAGCCGAUUGCCAGGACAUCCCUUUGGCGGGAAGACGACUCAGUUUUGGCAAAUUACGAUGACAAUGGAUUAUUCUGUGGAGGCAGACAGGUACAAUGGGAACUAAAUGGUGGUAAAUGUGGAAUUUGUGGUGAUGAUUACGCUCUUCCCAGGCCGAGGCCUAGUGAAUUGGGAGGCAUGUACGAUUUUGGAAAAGUUCCCAGGAAGUAUCUCCAAGGCGGACAAAUGCCUGUAGGAGUAAUGUUGACUGCCAAUCAUCUAGGAUACUUCAAAUUUGCUCUCUGUCCAGUAGAUGUUUGGGGAGAAGAAUCAGAGGAAUGUUUUGCUGCAUAUCCUCUCAAUCUUACUACUGGUGAGGAUCGUCUGCCUGUACCCACAAGCGAGGUUGGCUGGUACAAUGCCACUUUACAACUACCGGAAGAUGUUACUUGCAGACAUUGUGUGGUUCAAUGGACAUACAUCACAGGUAAUUCUUGGGGAAUCUGUCCAUCCGGAGAAGGAAAAUUGGGUUGUGGACAAGAACAAGAAAAUUUCAGAACAUGUUCUGACAUUGCUAUUUUCAGUAAAGAGGCACAUCAAUGGUGGGAGGAUAUUGUACAUGCUCAUCAAGCCAUUUAUCCAAAUCCUGAAAUCAACGAAACACAAGACAAUGAAAUUCCAGAGGUAAUUGAGGACAUUGUUGCUAGAUUUCUUUUAAAGUUGCGACACUAGGAGUUCAUAACUAGAACUGUGAAGAAUUUUUGCAUUUUGAGCAGUAGAAUGAUUUUACUGAUUGAUUACUUAGUCUUUAAUCUAAUUUCAUUGCUUGAAUUAGCACUUUUUCCCUUGAUUUGUAAAUAUUAGAA
This is a messenger RNA of Ctenocephalides felis (cat flea), 1140 nucleotides long. RefSeq lists its product as uncharacterized. NCBI's taxonomy places the organism in Eukaryota, Metazoa, Arthropoda, Insecta, Siphonaptera, Pulicidae. The record is from RefSeq and is a predicted model, not a curated record. The transcript has 6 exons. The coding region runs from base 287 to 1006 and encodes 239 amino acids.